This is a messenger RNA of Lytechinus pictus (painted urchin), 8630 nucleotides long. Its product is annotated as repulsive guidance molecule A-like. The transcript has 2 exons. The record is from RefSeq and is a predicted model, not a curated record. Gene Ontology annotation, cellular component: plasma membrane. NCBI's taxonomy places the organism in Eukaryota, Metazoa, Echinodermata, Echinoidea, Temnopleuroida, Toxopneustidae. Gene Ontology annotation, biological process: BMP signaling pathway. The coding region runs from base 1329 to 2168 and encodes 279 amino acids. Gene Ontology annotation, molecular function: coreceptor activity.
ACUCCGCGUGGUUUCUGAGGCCGAACCCCUCGAGAAAAAAAUCCCAGGUUUUUGUCUUGCACUUUUUGGUUUAUCGUUUAAAAGUCUGUUUAUUGAAAGUAAUUAUCGGAUGCUGGAAAUUAGAGAUUCUGUUUCUUCCGUGACGGCCAGGAGGGUUUUUCGUUGGUGUUUUUUCUCGCGUAUUUUCUUGAGAUUUAUAUCUGGGAUUAUGAUUUUGUGGCUUCCCUCUCGAGUUCGAUAUUUUAUGAGUGGCAUAUUAUGGCGGCUGGGUUGGCCCAGUAAGGUGUGAAAUAGUAGACCAGCUUACUAAAGGUAGAAGAACAACAAUGGGCUUGGGCUCUAGGCUUGUGUGAAAAGAACAUUUCGGUGGAGUUCUGCAAUAGCGAUCAAUAGAGAAGUGUGGUUUUGUAUGGGAGGAGGCUAUUGUGGGGCUGCUUUUAGUGAUUGGCCUUUGCAAAGCUUGAGCCCUAUAGAAAGCAUUUCACAAGUCUGCUAUUCAUCUCCCAACUCAGCCCUUUCAUCGCGAAAUUUGCACAAUUUACGGGCACAAACGCCGCUGAUUUUGUAUUCAGCGGCGCUGAGCCGAGUGGUAAACUUUGACUAUUGAAAUAAAGAGAGAAUUGGGGAGUUGUGUACAAGGAAAAUUGAAUAAAUGCGUUGAGCGAACGUGAUGAACAAGUUGGGUUCGUUUGUUCACUGGGCUGAACUGACCAAUCGGGGCACGUUGUCGUGUGUUUGUGGCGGAUUGGGGGGUACGGUGACAGCUGGAAAGAGCCUCCCCGCGGGCUGCAGCGAAGCCAGUUAGCUUUAGAGUCAGUAUAUGAGUGGAAACCCUGGCUGAGAGUACGCGUUGUAGCAUUCCAAGUAUGCUAUGCUAUCUCGCUCCUGAACAUCGGUGCCAUUUCCCCAUCACAUUAAUCAUAAUCGCAGGGAACGCGUUGGUGAAGUGGGAGAGCGAUUUCUAACCAGGAAUCAAAACGUUCACGCACAGCACAUCAUCGUUUCUGACGUGGACCAAUAUACUGGGAUUAUAUACCACGCCGAGAAUUUAUACCCGCCCUAGCAGACGAAGGGGACAGGAGGAAAGACUGUAUGUUGUUGGAAGCAAUGAGCAUCUGAUUAUCAUAGCAAACUUGGCAUCCAACCGCUGGGUGAAAUACACGCCGCGCUUCCCGCGUUGGCUAUCUAGUCGAGUCCGCAGGUGUCGGGUUAGGAUAUGGACAAGUAGGGUCAGCUAGUCAAUAGCUGCCAGCUCCUGUUCACCAUCUUUUUCUAAAACGUCCCAAGUGCCAUAAACUACAUCUUUCAAGUAUGACUUAUCCAAGACUAUGUUCGUCCAUUUCUCUUACUCCAGAGCAACUCGCCUAGCGGAUACCAGUGCUACGGCCAGUACGCCAGCAGCACAUACAUGGAAGGGAAUGGGGAGGCGUAGAGCGGCUAUUUGCAGUAGGUCGAUUCUGCAGUCUGCUUCACUAGCAGGUCUUCUGCUUCAGUUUGCCAUCUUUACAGCUCUUAUUUCAAAAGUGUAUUCAGGUUGUGAUAUCUUGUGGUGUUCGUACCAGUACGAAGCAGACACAGACCCGUUGGAUCCAGGUCCAUAUCCAGACUUUUGCCGUGCCUUGCAGAGGUAUCAGCGCUGCGUGGACAGAAUAUCUCCGGGAUCGUGUCGGGGCGAUCUCCACUAUCAUUCCACAAAGACGGUUAUCCCCGACUUGCAAAGGAACUACGAAUGUGCACGAGUGCUACGAGAAGAGAACAACCCAAGCCCAACCAGGGCUGUGGAAACGACGACGAGGUCGUCGCGCAACGGCGGUGACAACGACAGCGAUUCUCCAAGCAAGGGUAGAGGGAAUAACGGUCGUCUACCGUAUUAUCCGGAUAUUCUAUCAGACGCACCUGAGACAGGAGGAUCACAGAGGUGUCAGUACACGGGCUCCAGGAGCUUCAGACAUUGCGGACUCUUUGGAGACCCACAUUUGAGAACGUUUGAUGAUUUGUUCCAGACGUGUAAAGUGGCCGGUGCGUGGCCAUUGAUUUACAACGACUAUUUGACAGCCCAGGUUACUAACGUGCCCUUGGUUCAUGGUUCCGGUGCCACAGCUACAAACAAGGUAGGUGUUUUGCACUUUAAUUAUUAUUACUCCUUAAAUGCAGCAGGUUUUUUUUAACCAUGGACACGGUAACUUUCCAUAGGCCUGUAAAAUUCUUGUAAUUUUUUUUAGCCUAUGGACAUUAUUUACAAUAGGGAAUUUACCAUUACAGUGGGAAAAGUUGGUCCGAAUUUUUGUCUCUAGUUUAGUAGACCAAUAUGCAGUCUAGAUGUUCAUGAAUCCUUAGGUUUCAUCCUUGUCUAGCUUGUUCACAAUGUCAUCUCCCCUUAUAUGUAUUAUGAUUUAUGAAAUUAUUAAGAACACCAUAAUGCAAUAUUGAGGAUUCUUUUACUGCUGUACCUUCAAGUCGCCGAGAAGAUUCUCUGAAUAUUCCUCACGAAAUGUAGUUCUGUCUUGAUUGCCCCUUUUCUGGACAAACAAGCUCCUGCUCUUCAACUCUUCACAUAGAUUUUAGAUUCCAGUUUGCAUGUGUCUGUGUGUUUUGCAACAAAGAUAUCACGAGGAUCUAUUUGUUUUCCAUUAACGCGAACAGAGCUUCGUACGCAGAGAACAAAAACAAAUAAUGGACCGUUGUAAACAGUCCAUUGCAAAUGUUCUGCUGAGGCCAACUGUCAAUACAUUUUUGGCAAGCAGGCUCGAGAUGAGAUGGUCUUUGGUGAGAAAAACAAGGAGUGUUGACUGUUAUUAUUACGGAAAAUUAUGUAUGUUUGAUUGAUAUUCGAAUUUGAUUGUCAAUACACUUUCUGAUCACGGAUACUGUAACAUUUUCCCUGUUCCUUCAUGAAUUUGGUAACGAGUUUGCUUACGUGUCCUUGUUGUUGAUUGUCAUGUUAUAUUUCCGUGUCCCGAUGGGAUAUGACAAGACCUGAAUUGGUUUCAUAGUGGUAAUUGAUUUUUCCAAACUUUUAUUGAAGCGGAUUUUCGUGUAUCGCUCAUAAAGUUAAUACGCUGCCUUAUAUUACUAUCUGGUUUAGGCCCUUGUACCAGGGAUAUGCAUAUCCCUGCUUGUACGUUCCUUUCGGUAGCAUGUCUUUUUCUCAAAUCUAAAUAAAAUGUCAGGAAGUGCCAAUGGUGCUCUCCCGAAUCCCCGUCAUUUCUUUCAUUGACACGUCCAACAAAAAUGUUAUGUUAUUAGUUCUGGUCUACUCGCUGUGGUGGUUUUAACCUUCUCCUUCUACUACUUUUAUUUCCAUUGGACAAAUAUCUCCCACCGUCUUGAGUACACACUGUAAACCUGGCCAGCCAUUUUUACUCAGCGAAUGCCCUGCGAAGGUUUCUUCUGCUUGGGGUUUCCAUUGUGAGAUUUGUGUGCAAGAUUCGAUGUGCUUCACUUACGCUCGGUUGCCCCUCAAAGCCGUACAGUCCCGGCGGGGGCAAUCCUGAUGUCGCCUUACCCGUUUGUAUUAGCUUGCCUUGAAUGCGGGGCAGCUGUUUACUUGUGAGCAGUUCUUUCACCAUGCUCCCCUUCUCCUUUUAUUCAGCCUAAGAAACUCACAAGAACCCCCGAUGGCUGACCUACAAAGGGGCUCCCAAUGAAUUCAGAAAUUCUUACCCAUUUUACUGAUCCGUAUCUGUGACAUCUUUUAUUCACUACUGGGUCAAUCUUAAGUUCAUAUUCGAGCUCCAUUGUCGGUGAAAACACUGGUUGUCUGUGUUAAAAUCUUGCAUUGCAUUUCUUUCCUCACUUAUAUACCAUUCAAUCUUUUCAAACCUCAUAGGCAUGUUGAUAAGAUAGAUUGAAGUGAAGUUCCAUUAUGCUCAUUAUUAUUUGAGGGGAUUAUUUGGUUGGUCAUUGUACAUGUGGCAGCAGGAGAUUUUGAAAUAUAUUCAUAUGAAGCCUAGAUGUUUAUGUUAUCUAACUAUCCCUUACGGUACAUCGUAUAAAAACAGCCCAUAUUGAAAAACGCUACAAAAAGGGGUCCCACUGUUUUACAGUGUACCAACAUAAGGCCUAUGUCUUAUCUGGGAUUUUCUUAACGUUUUGGGAAAACAUUUGGGCCCAAUUAUUUUUCAUUUCGACAGUGCUUCACAUUGUACUGUAGGAUGAGAAACACAAUGCCUUCAAGACAUUUUUGCAAGGUUAUUUCGCUUUUGCUAGGUUAUUUCGCCUUGGACCAAUAACUCUGCGAGACACUAAUCAUCGUCCAUAAGCCAUCAUCACACUCGAUACAUUAGGCGAGGAGAUCAAUACAUGCCCAUCAUUAUAAAACCAUUUGUAAUCGAAGUUCACUUAGUCCGAAGCAAGGAGAAUUCGAUUUGUUGGCUGUGCUGAAAUACCGUGUUACCUCAUGAUUGUAUGUGGAUGUGGGAAGGCAAUCGAUUUGUCAACCCUGGACAGACACAUAAUGAUGAAUGACGGACAGCCCCGAAGUAUAAUGAGUGGAAGUGAGCGUUUAGGAUUAUGUGAUGAAUGAUUAUUGUCAUUGUGUGGUCACUCUUACGAGCUAUAUAUGUAUGACCAGUGACCACCUUCUACUGCCUGUACUAAUGGUGGCGGUAAUUUUACAAAUCUGACAGUUUUGUACCUAGUAGUAGUCCCUACAUCCUACAUGAACUUGAUAUAGCGUAUUGUCACAUACAUCUGCACUUAGAGUUAGACCCUAUCCUCUAUAUCUUGAUUUAUAUAUUGCCUCCUUGCAAAACAAAAUGUAAUUUGUGUUAUUGAAUUGAUGCAAAAAUUAUCAAUGUAGCUUUAAAAAAAAACAGCCAGCGCUACGUUGCGUCCCUUCCAUAUUGAAAUAAAAGAUGCCUUUACCCAUGAUUAUGCAUGUGCUUGCACUGUAAGCUAUUCUGCAGUGUUGAUCAUGACCAGCUUUCUGGAAUGAAUUCCUGGACCACACGGCAUCAUCUUGCCUCGUAAUUCUAUCUGCUCCAUCCCCUCGCCAGUCGAAUAGUUUAUUUAUACAGCCAGGAAAUCAGACCAUACCAGCAUCUCUUGCGCAGGAAAAAUGAUGAUACCAAUUUUGCAGAGCGUGCAGCAAAUCCUAUCCACAUGGUAAAUCUAAUCCUGAAAUCAUAAGGGCCCGUAUUCUGAACUCGGGUUUAACUUAGACCAUGGUCUAACUCUGUGCUAAAAUUAUGGGAAGCCAGAAGUAUCAAAAUUUUUGUUAAGUUGUAUGUUUCUUAUGUUUACUGUGCUCUUUUCUGAUUCAUUGAUGGUGAAGACAAUAAUCUAUUUAUACUUCCUAGACAAUUGAGAAUGAUUUGAGAGCCAAAUGAGCUGAAAAUAUGAUAUCUCUACUGUUAGUGAUUUAUGUAACAAUUGGCUAUCCAUACUUAAACCACAACUUUAAACCUGAGUUUAAGUUAAACCCGACUUCAGAAUACGGGCCAAGGAGUGUGGCUUUUCUGCAUCAGCUUAGUAGGGUAUUUGGUGGUACAUUUAAAUGAUUUACCUCGACGUCAUCGUUUAUACUUUUAUUGUGCAAGACAACUGGAGGCACGAAAUACAAAAUAUUGGGAGUCCUUUGAGUUUUGCAAUGAUCCUAAACUAUACUUGGUUUGAAUACGGGGGAAUGAAUUCAUCCAAGAAUCUCAACCUCGACAAUCGCAUUAACAGUAAUCAUGCACUUCUGAAGUUUUAAAUCGAAUACAAGAACAAAAACUUAAUACCUUAAAGCUAAAUGAAAGUAGUUGCAGUAAAUCUCUGAUUUCGUGAGAAAGUCUGUAAAACCAAGGUUAAGUAUUACCAUAUCAUCGUGGAUCUAGAUCUGGUACAGUUACAUAAACUGAACUUUGUGAAAUCAUAAAAUCUAAGCUGAAAAAUGAUCACACUGAAGAUCGCCAACACAGAUAGGCACACGUGGGACAGUGUAUUAUUAUUGCUGGAAUGAAGACCCGACGGAAGUGCCCGAAUCCGCGCUUAUUUUGCUUAUUUCUCAGCAAUUCCACAAUUUCUUCCAGAAUCAUUUGGCAUAUAUUUUAUAUUCAUCCAAACAGACGCUUCCAAGGUGGUCAUUAUAUUGGAUUCUGUAAAAAGUCAUUUUGAGAUCGUUACCACAUCUGGCAUUUAUCUUUAAUUUACACGGUGUAAACCGUUCCAAAUCAUACUGAUUUCCUCUGGUCUAGAUCCAUGGGAAGAGCAUGGAGCUAAUAUUCUGUGUAUAGCUCCAUGGGAAGAGGACUACCGUUGUUGAUGAAAAAUCACUGCCCGCUCGAAUGGAAACCAAAAACAGACGGCAGGGUGGUAAAAUGAGAAGUGGACGUCGUUAAAAACCAACAUGACGACCUCGACAUGUCAACAAAGCCUAAAGCUUGUAAAAUUCCAAUCGACCGGAGCAUGAUGAGGGUCGUGACCCCAAAACUUUAAGGGAAUGUCAUGAAGCUGACUUUGAAAUUCAUUGGUUUGUUGUAGCUGAGGCCAUAUUGAUAAUUUUUGUGUGGAAAAAGAGCUGGAUCGUGUACAUGCAUACCUAAUAUUUUGUGUGUGUCUUUCCAUGAAAUCGUAGCAUCAUUUUGUUGGGUUUGUCCAUGGAUCCUACUCCAUGGUUUGUCUGAAUUCAAGUAAAAUUGCUAUUGAGGUCGACAUGGCCUUUAAGUCUGUAUUAUCAUAAUGAGAUUUUUACAGAACAGAAUUUACAAUAGGUACCUCGAAAUCUAUAUAUAGUGUAAGCACACUAAGCUUAUUUGUUUAUUUUUAAUGACAGGUGCAGUGCACUUCUGUUUUCAAGUCAACUUAUUUCAGUAGGAAAUUACACCUCACAAAACCAUUCUUGAAUUUCUUACAAUUCAGUUGUGUUUGGGCCUAAAGACAAAUGCAGAGAAGAUGAUUCUUCAAUCGCUUCAACGAUUGUGAUUGUAAUCUAUUCAAUAUAGACGUGGAUGAAUGACCUCUCAAAUUCCAUGAUUUUGUGUACGAUUUCAUUUGUUGAUCUUGUUCGGAAGCUAAAUUAGUAUGCCCUUGGCAUGAAAUAUUAAGAAGAUUGUCCUUUUUAAUGCCAACCUUGUCAUACACUUGUUGUACAUCACUUCCAAGGCUUCGUAUCCUCUCUCAAACUGAUAAUAAUCCAUUCUACUGACCUUUAUUGCCCGAGUAAUCCAGCGAAAUUCACCUCGCGUAUCCAUCAUUCGUUCGUGGUCUCACUGUCUUUGCGUCGUCAUAAUUUGGGAAUAUUUAGAGAGAAAACAAUAGUGCACCCUCAAACCUGAGCUCCAAUGGAGUAUGUUUGUGAGAUUGAAUCAAAAGGAAGGUGUUCUUAAAACGGGGGAUAAUAAUUGGUAGUUGAAUGGCCGUUAACGAUUCGGAUUAGGCGCUGAUUUAGCAAAUUAUGCAAAGAAUGAAUCGAAUAUUCUAUACCGCUUGCACUUGCACGCAUCUGUUUUAGCCAAAGGGUUGGUGAUCUAUCAAAAUAUGACGUGCUUGAUGGUUUAAGGCUACCCAGCGACGCGUAUUUUCUUACAUAUCAUUACUAGUGGGAUCAGUGCAAUCACUGCGAAUUCAUACUAUUAAUUAGCUGAUAAACGUAUCCAGAAUUUACUUUUAUCAUACAUGAUGAUGUACCAGGGAAGUGUUGGUGAAGUUUUAGCUAUUCUGUGAAAGAUUAAAUGAUAAUUGUGAGCUUUCAAGUGCUUUGUUAUUUAGUAUUUACGAACAUAAACUGUUCACUGCGAAUGAUUGCUUGUCAGAUGUUCUCAAGUUCAGGCUAUGACCCGAAUGCUUAUUGUUAAGUUAUGCUGAGAAAAAUUGAUUACACUUGUACAAUGUAGGUCCUGUAUAUUUUUGUUAUUGGAAUGUGGAAAUAAAUCAAAUCAAAUAAUUUGAACGUAGCCCCAUACACGGAGUUUCGUGUGCUGUGUGUAUUUGGCCCUCAUUAUGGUUACGGCAGAUAAUUUUGGUGAUUCACAAAUAUAUUUGCUUACACCUGUGCACUAAUCCAUGCAUUUUUUUUGCUCUUUAAAAAUGACGUAUGUUAUACUUCGGUCUCAUCCGAAAUAAUUUAUGUUCUUAUUUCAAAUUUUCCUACUAAAUAAAUGGCCCAUCGCAUUCAAUAUUCAAUUAUUUCUUCUAUCUGGGAUGAUUGAUUGCUUCAAGUGUGGGAAAUUAAUAUUUUGGACCAUCCCAUAAUUGUGGCGGUUCCGCAACACCACCUCCCAACGAUCAUAUCGACAUGCUUUGUAACUUUUCAAUGGCUUUACAUUGUAUGAAAACCUGCCAGUUAUCACCUGAAAGACAAUAAAUUUCGUCAGUUCAGCUGUAUAAACGCUCGGAAUGAUUAGAGCAUAUCAUGGGAUGAUGCUUUACAAACAGAAAUGGAAUGUGUCGUUAAUCAAACGUUCUUUUGUUGAAUUUUCACCCGAUAUGCUGAGCAGUCGUUUGCAGUAGUAUUGAAUAGGAAUUUGCCUUAUGUUUGUUUUCCAAAUUUUAAUGGAAAGAUUUCUUUUUUAAAGUAGUGAGUGGAUAUAAAAACUAGCGUAAAUAUGGUCGAUUAUUCUUUUAUCUUUUCUUUAAUGUGUUUACAUGUAGUUUUAGAUAUCAUUAUCAUUUUCAUUAUUGACAAUUCGCAACCCACCCCCCCCCCC